Messenger RNA from Micropterus dolomieu (smallmouth bass), 1312 nucleotides. RefSeq names its product transcription factor HES-5-like. Gene Ontology annotation, molecular function: protein dimerization activity; DNA-binding transcription factor activity, RNA polymerase II-specific; RNA polymerase II cis-regulatory region sequence-specific DNA binding. The transcript is spliced from 2 exons. NCBI's taxonomy places the organism in Eukaryota, Metazoa, Chordata, Actinopteri, Centrarchiformes, Centrarchidae. Gene Ontology annotation, biological process: regulation of transcription by RNA polymerase II; regulation of neurogenesis; anterior/posterior pattern specification. Bases 45 to 560 code for a protein of 171 amino acids. The record is from RefSeq and is a predicted model, not a curated record. Gene Ontology annotation, cellular component: nucleus.
AACUGGCUCCUCUAACUGAGCAGGAACGCUCUGACUCUACAGCUAUGGCACCCACUGUUUUUGGACAAGCAAGCUUUUCUAAGGAACACCUGACUCCUGCUCAUAAGCUGAGAAAGCCAAUGGUGGAGAAACUGCGCAGAGACCGCAUCAACACCAGCAUCGAGCAGCUGAAAUCCCUGUUGGGUCCUGAGUUCCUCAGGCAGCAGCCCGACUCCAAGCAAGAGAAGGCGGACAUCUUGGAGAUGGCCGUGUCCUAUCUGAGAGUCUGGCAGCAGCAGAAACAGCAGCAGCAGCAGCAGCAGGCCAGCGGGACCUCUGGCCUGAUGACAGCCAGUGAUGGCUACUCCCACUGCGUGCAGGAGGCUGUCAGCUUCCUGUCCCACUGCGAGCUCCAGACUCAGGCCCACAGACGGCUGCUCAGCCACUUCCAGGGCCUGCAGCCAUCCAGCAGGACCAGCCAGAGUCCCUGCACCCUCUCCCCGCCUGGCUCUCCGCUCCACCAAGUCAGCUCCAGCAAGGGUGUGAGCCAGGUCAGCUGUGCUCUGUGGAGGCCCUGGUAGGAUGGAGGCAGCCUCGCCUCCACACACAGGGAAAGAUAACUACGUCUGUGAACGUCAUGGACAGAAAGUUGAAUACUCACUGAGUCUGUUUCCUUUUGCUUUGGCAGGAGAUUCAAUGUUGUUGACUGUUUUACUAGUGUGUGUUUACUAGUAUUCCUUUGGAAGGAAUGAAAUGACUCAGGUUUUACUGAAUAUGUUCAGCACGUGUAUACACGUUAUACACUUUAUAAUUCAAAGUGUUUACACUGUGUUAAUUUUUCCUGAGGGGAAAACAACUCCUGACUUUUUGUUUCUUUUGCAAACGUGACUGAAUUAUCUUGUUGUAACACCCACAUUGGGUUGAAGCUAUUGUGUCUGAGACACUGUUUGAUUCACGUGUUUAAACUACUGUCUUUCGUUGAUACUGAGUAUCACUGACUGAUAUGUUUCAUCAGCUUGGUGUUGAUGAAUCAGCAACAUCCCAUAAAUGGAUCCCAUGGAUCCACUUUUACUGUAAAUCAUAUUAUGAUUAUACUUAAUUAUGACUAUAUGUAACCAUUAUUUGGUCUACGUGUGAAGGAGUGUUACUGUUGGUCUUGUACCUGUUAACUGUUCAGUUGUGAUGUUCAAAAUAGAUGUUUUUUCGUCUUCAAAUGAUUACCUUUUAUAAAGGCAUUUUAUGUUCCAUCAUCUUUACUGAAAAGAAUCUGUUGAAUUACUUCCUUGAGAAGUUUUUUGCUUUGAACUUUGAAAAAAUAAAUGGAAAACUUCAA